AUGCUUAGAAGAAACAGUCAACGAUUAUGCAAGUUUGCUGCAUGCUUAGCGGUACUGGCCGUCGUUUGUUAUGCGUUUGGAAAAUGCGAUGACUUCGUCCCAGUGUUAUUUAAAAAACUCGAUGGGUUUACCGACCAAUUCAACAAGCUUUUACCGCAGUUAAAUACAAUGCUAAAAUCCCGUUUAAACUACACGGCAUUGGCAUCGAGACAGCAGGGGAACAAGUAUGAUUUGAAGCCAGAAGACGGAUCGUAUUUGAGGGCGGGAAACGAUGAGAAGCCUGCACAGAUUACAAACGAUCGUGACGUUUAUGUCAAAGUUCAAAAUCCAGGCAAAGACAAUACUCAAAGCAAACAAGAACUUAAAGAUUCAGAAAAUAACUUUUUAAGGGAAUCAGAUUUUAUCAAAGUGUUUGCCAAGUUCACAGAAAGACAGAAUGUCGAGGCAGGACGAAGGCAGAGUCAGUUUGAGAAUCUUUUGAAGAAUUUAACUAGAAUUCUCGUAGACAUUCACCAGAGAGAACAAGAAGAUAGUUUUAGAAUUGCAGGUAACGAAAACGAACGUGAACAAAAUGAGAGAUCGAGUGAAUUAACGAUAAAGAAACCAAAUUAUUUUAACGAGAGUGAACCGUUAACGUUGAAAAGAAGACUGUUCACUAGUCAAAUUCAUACGAAACAGCCUCAUAAAACGCCACAUGAAGAAUUAACAGUCAGAAAUGAUAAGUCUGCUAAAAUUCUUCCCAAAACGGACUUGUUUGAACCAUAUUCUACAUCCGCUUUAAAAGUCAACUACCCAAUCAGUAAAACAGAAAAGCUAGUUAAAUUGAGGGAAAAGAGUAUUACAACUAGAUCUUCUUACAACGCUUUAACUACGGAAGCAAACCUGUCGUGGACAAAAACUAAUACUAAAAGACAAAUAACAACAGCAAUAAAAAACCUUACAACUUUUAAACCAGCCAAACUUUUAUUGGAUCAAAACACUCUUAAUCGCCGUGCCGAGAUAUUUUUAAGAAAAAUGAAAAAUUUCGGACUUACGUACAACGAAAGCCUUUUCUACUACAAAGGCCAACCAAAUUCUGGUAUCUUUUACAGAGAAGUGUCACCGGUUACAGCAGUCAGAAAUAAACUGACAAUUUUCUUAUUGCACGAUUCCCACUACGAUUCCCAAACCUGGUUAAGUAUUGGCACUUUGUAUUCUUUAGCAACGCACGGGUACAGAGUCAUUGCUCUAGACCUACCAGGACAUGGCAAGUCGAAAAACGUAUCGGAGCCUCCCAAUAGUAUCGAAAAGCUAAAAUUACUGGUGACUUUUAUGCUGGCAGUUACCCCUAAAAGUCCCCGAGUCAUUGUGUCGCCUGGCGAAAGUGGUUUGUAUUCGGUUCCCAUGGUGAUGUCCGCGUCAGUGAUGCUGAAAGGUGUGGUAUUUAUUUCCACAGCUUAUACGGGAAAAUACCCCGCAUCAACGUACGAGAAUGUGCAGCUACCGGCAUUAGUAGUCUACGGGGGAAAUGAUGACAUGACACCCCUUGGAGAAUUUAUAGAAAGCAUGAAUCGUUUACCUAAUUCAGGAAGGUUUCGUUCCAUUCAAAAUGCUGGUCAUGAUUGUCACAUGGAACAGCCUGAUGUUUUUCAUGAAUUAAUGACUGAUUUUUUACUGAAGGUCUCACAAAGAGAUAAAACACGGAAACACGUUCGUUCACAAAAACAUAGAUAG
Paramuricea clavata is the source of this 1713-nucleotide messenger RNA. Lineage: Eukaryota; Metazoa; Cnidaria; Anthozoa; Malacalcyonacea; Plexauridae. The record is from the annotation of a GenBank genome assembly.